Molecule: messenger RNA, 16740 nt
Organism: Rattus norvegicus (Norway rat)
Lineage: Eukaryota; Metazoa; Chordata; Mammalia; Rodentia; Muridae
Source: RefSeq, a predicted model, not a curated record
AAGGGAAUAACAAUUGAAAUGUAAAUAAGAAAUACCCUAUUUAAUAAAGAUGGAGGGGAAAAAAAAAAGAAGGAAUCUACUGGCACCAUAACAAAAAAAAAAAAAAAAGAAAGAAAAAGAAAGAAAGUAGGCUCUAUUCUAACCAGCCCUGAUAAGAAACACACACACACACACACAGAGACACACACACACACACACACACACACACACACACACACACACACACACACACACAAAUUUGCAAUGUGCUUUGUCAAUUAUAAUGUUUUAAGUUAUCUUCAUUAUGUGUUUGUUAUAAUGACAGAACAUAUUUAAGAGUCACAAAAGGGUCAUAAUUUUGCCAUUAAGCACAAAUUGCACGGCUUUCAUUUAUACGGUUAUUUUUAUGCUUAGAACUUUGCAGAGACUGUAGUGAAAGAUAGGUGCUACCCUUGCCAUUUUGUUUCAGAUUGCUAAAACACUAAUUCACACAUAACCCUUGGUAUUUGUAAGCAUUUUCAAAUACACUGGUGUCUUUUUAAAGGUAAUCCACUGCCUGUUGAUAAUGUAGGUGAUUAUUUCAGGGAUCCUCUUAGAUACCAAACCCUCCGGGAGUCACGUAAAAUAGCAGUGUUUGCACGUAGCCUAAUAGAUGCCUUCCCAUUUGUUUUAAAUCAUCUUUACAUGACUUUUGAUACUUAAUGCAAUGUGAAUACUUGCUAAACGCUUCUGUCCAGGGAAUAGUAACCUAAAAAACACCUAGACAGGUUUAGUACUGACAGUUUUACCUCUGUCUGUAAUGCAUACUCCUCAGUUUGGAGCCAUGGAUUCUGGCCUCACAGACACAGGCAGGGGAGUGUAGUCACUGCUGCCUCCUGUUUACAGAGCAUUGGACCUUCUUGCAUUUGUCAUGUUAAAAGGUCAGAAAUCUAAAACUUGGGUAUUCCGAGACUUGUGUUUCUGUGGAAUGCUGUAUAGCCUGAAGUUCAUUUAGCUGCUUUAUGUCAGAGGAAGGCCUUACUAACACAGUCCACAGGCAAAUGGCCAAAUGAGGCCCUAUACAGAUCAAGUUCCCAUGACAGUUCCAGUCUCAUAGGGGCUAUGAACCCAGUCUCAUUUGCUAGUAUAAAUCAUCAAGAUUCAAGGUUCAUGAUGUCUUUUUAAUAUGCAUGUAAUUUUUAGUUAGUCUAAAAUAACUAAAUCUUAUAUCAUUCAGCCUUAUAAUAUAUAACUAUAGUCUAAAACCUCAAAAUUGAUUGAUUUUGGAAGAUGUUACCAUAAUGAAUAAUAUAAAGAGCAUCAGAUGUUUCUAGUUUAUUCAUUUCUAUGCUAUGGGAAAGAUAGCUUGAUUACAGCGUGUGAGAUAGUUCCCAGCACCCCCUGCACACCCAUAAUGAUAGCACCUCAUUCUACUGUGCUCCAGAAGGCCCUACACUAACAGAAUGCUUGGUUGCUUGCAGUAAUGCCCUAUGUCAUUUGAGGAAUGUCUGUGCUGUCACGGGUUGGUUAAAUCACAUUAAGGGGAUGCCUUUUGGCAUCCGUCUGAAAGUGGGAUCUUCACAUACUGCCUUCUCAGUGUUUACUAAAGUGACUUCCUCAACAGACAAGAAACACUGGGUUUUGGACUCUUGUAAAUAUAAACUUAUCCUUAGCCUCAUGUAAUAUAUUUUAUAUUCGCCAACUUUAUCCCCCCCCAUAAGACUUAAAAAGGUAUUCUAAAACUUUAAAUCUAUUGUGAAGAUUCCUAUAAGGAAUGGUUAAACUAUAAGGCAUCUCAGUAAGGAGGAAAGACUGAAGAUAUGAGGACUAGAAGAUGUUCUCCAACACUGAGGGAAGGCAGAAAUAGAGACUAGAUGACCCUCUGCAGCACAGUCUCUCUCUCUCUCUCUCUCUCUCUCUCUCUCUCUCUCUCUCUCUCUCUCUCUCUCUCUCUCUGUGUGUGUGUGUGUGUGUGUGUGUGUAUGUGUGUGUGUGUUGGGGCGGGGGGGCAGGCACAAGAUGUUCUCCAACAGGGAAGGUAGACAUGGAGACAAGAUGAUCCCCUGUACAUACAAAGAGUCGCAGACAUGGUGGCAGAUCCUCUGUAUACCCUAAAAGAUGCAGAUGUGAUGACCAGAUGACCUUCUUGUGCUUCUCAGAUUCCAUUGUGCAGACUCCAUAACCCAGAGCAAUUUGGAGACUAGGAAAAGUAGAGAACUGCAAGCUGUAGGUGCUGAUAUGUGAGACUUUUGGGAUGUUGAUAGGUGCACAGAAAGCUAAUGUUGCUUUCAGACAGGUUUAAUCUCAGGCUUGACUCAUACAAACAUGAAGCCUAGCUUAACCUUGAAUCCCAUGUGGUACUUUCUGCAAUAUUGGGGACAUUGGCUAUCCUGAAAUUGCUGCUGCCCUUGUCCCAAAAUAUCCACCACAGGGUGUGGGGUGUUUUGGUCCCACUGUUUUCCCUCGUUCAUGAUCAGUGACUUUCCUGGUCUCAUUUAUCUGGCUUUUCAUGACUCCUUAAGUUGCUCUACGUUUCCACGUACCCACAGUACCUGUCUCAGCUCCCACUUCAGCAUUCACUGAGCUGUAGCGAAUGUAAGAAAUUCUUUUCCACUCAUUUCAGGAACCCCAUUACCUUUUCUGUAAGUGGGUUCUGUGUUGGGGGCGUCCACCCUGCAUGGGCACACAACAGCAGAUGUCAACUCAUUUAACCUUUUCAGACCCCAGCAGGGACUCAUGGGGGUCAGUUCUGCUGCUGCGAUUCUAGCUAACAGUGACUAGCAGCUUCAGUGGAUCACUCUUCUUAUGUAUGUGUACAAAUAUCUCUAGGCAGCCCACUUCACUUUUUUAUACUAGACCUUAACCUCUGUAUCACAUCUCUCUGUCACAUUACCCCAAACAUAAAGUCUGAAGCUUGGCCCACAAGUCCCUGCUCCAUAAAUACUUUUUUUGUCAGUGAACCAAAUAAAUUAGUAGAAGUUUAGGUCAGAUACCAAGUUCUUAGCAGUACAGGUACCAAGAAAGGCAUUAAAAUCCAAUUUGACAAAUUUAAUGUAAUAUUUACAAGAAUAAUUUUCUGCUGAACAAAUUUGGCUAUGGCAAGAGUCUAUGGAAAUAGAACUAUUGGAGGCCCCAGGGCUUAAUUCACUUAUUAGUCUUAAAGAAAGACACACUAGCUGUUCCUAACAACAGCCCUGAAAAUGGGUUUCCUUUUCUACAGUGUUAAUCCUGCCCAGAGGCUGUGCUGUCUCUGGCUGGGCAGAAUGAAGAGGGUUCCAUAGGAGGGCAUUUGUAGGCUGGUUGGCUCACACUCUCCCCUACCCAAGCUCCACUUCCACAGUUGUAGAAGGGCUGUCCCGAAAGAAGGUUAGGAAUCCUGGACAGUGGCAAGAUGCCCAGGACACUUAACAGGCCAGCAGGCAUUUCCAGUGCCACCAGAGACACAGGAAAGCUGUAGUAUUGCCAACGCCGGCAGCCUGCCCUGGUUUCUCACCCUCAGACUAAAUAACAUCCUGCAGUCUUCAUGCCAUUAACCUGCCCUUUAUGCAGCCAACUCAUUAGAGUGAGCAGAGCCUGCAGCAAGUGCUUACUGUGGUUAUUCAGGGUAUUCAUUCAGAAGCCCAGGGAUGGGACCCAAGGAAGCUGUAGACACCACGUCCCCUUUCUGUGGCCAUGCUUCUCCUCCUGUGCUGCCAGUGAAAGCCAGGAAGACAAUUCCCUCAAGUAUGGAUACAUGAGGCCCCAUGAAGACCUGAAGCUUCUAUCCAAAGAAAUAAUUUAUGAUUUGAAACAAGUGGAGAUUUGUUCCGCUUUAGGGUAUCUUUAAAAAUGUGGAUUAAUGAGAAUUAUUUAUUUAGGAAACCCACCAAAGUACAUGGUUCUCCAUCAUCCCUACUAUUUUGGUGGGAGUAAGGAGUAGUGAUGUUUAAUCUCUGGGAGCUCUGGUUGGUUGGCUGAUAUUGUUCUUAUGGGGUUGCAAGCCCCUUUAGCUCCUUCAAUCCUUUCUCUAACUCCUCCAAUGGGGACCCCAUUUUCAGUUCAAUAGUUGGCUAUGAGCAUUCGCCUCUGUAUUUGUCAUGCCCUGGCAGAGCCUCUCAGGAGACAGCUAUAUCAGGCUCCUGACAGCAUGCACGUAUUGGCAUCAGCAAUAUUAUCUAGUUUUGGCGGCUGUGUGUGUGUAUAUAUGUGUAUACACACAUGUGUAGUUCCAUCCAUUUGCCUAUGAAUUUCAUGAAAUCAUUGUUUUUGAUAGCUGAGUAAUACUCCAUUGAGUAGAUGUACCACAUUUUCUGUUUCCAUUCCUCUGUUGAAGGGCAUCUGGGUUCUUUCUGGCUUCUGGCUGUUAUAAAUAAGUCUGCUAUGAACAUAGUGGAACAUGUGUCCUUGUUAUAGGUUGGAGCAUCAUUUGGGUAUACACCCAGGAGUGGUACAGCUGGAUCCUCGGGUAGUGCAAUGUCCAGUUUUCUGAGGAACCUCCAGACUAAUUUCCAGAGUGGUGGUUGUUGGAAGGUUUACUGGGAAUGUAUGGCUAUUGCCAUGGCAACAGUGACCAAAUGGUGUCACUGUUGGAGGUAAAGGCAAUUCCUGAUACCAACAGUUGUACCAGCUUGCAAUCCCACCAACAGUGGAAGAGUGUUCCUCUUUCUCCACAUCUUCACCAGCACCUGCUGUUGCCUGAGUUUUUGAUCUUAGCCAUUCUGACUGGUGUGAGGUAGAAUCUCAGUGUUGUUUUGAUUUGCAUUUCCCUGAUGACUACAGAUGUCCAGCAUUUCUUCAGGAACUUCUCAGCCAUUCGAUAUUCCUCAGCUAAGAAUUAUUUGUUUAGCUCUGAACCCCAUUUUUAAUAGGGUUAUUUGACUCUCUGGAGUUUAACUUCUUGGGUUCUUUGUAUAUUUUGGAUAUUAGCCCUCUAUCGGAUGUAGAAUUGGUAAAGAUCUUUUCCUAAUUUAUUGGUUACCCUUUAAUCCUAAUGACAGCAUCUUUUGCCUUACAGAUGCUUUACAGUUUUAUGAGGUCCCAUAAUGGCAUAAGCCAUUGGUGCUUUGUUCAGGCAAUUUUUCCCUGUGCCAUUGUGUUCGAGAUUCUUCCCCACUGUUUCUUCUAUUAGUUUAAGUGUUAUCUGGUGGAGGUCCUUGAUCCACUUGGACUUAAGCUUUGUACAGGGUGAUAAGAAUGGGUCAAUUUGCAUUCUUCUACAUGCUGACCUCCAGUUGAACCAGCACCAUUUGUUGAAAAUGAUCUUUUUUCCACUAGAUGGUUUUAGCUCCUUUGUCAAAGAUCAAGUGACCAUGGGUGUUUGGGCUCAUUUCUGGGUCUUCAAUUCUAUUCCACUGAUCUACCUGCCUGUCUCUGUACCAAUACCAUGCAGUUUUUAUCACUAUUACUCUGUAAUAUUCCUUGAGGUCAGGAAUGGUGAUUCUCCCAGAAGUUCUUUUAUUUUUGAAGAUAGUUCUCACUGUCCUGGAUUUUUUUGUUAUUCCAGAUGAAUUUGUAAAUUGCUCUUUCUAACUCUAUGAAGAAUUGAGUUGGAAUUUUUAUGGGGAUUUCAUUGAAUCUUUAGAUCGCUUUAGGCAAGAUGGUAAUUUUUAUAUAUUAAUCCUGCCAAUCCAUGAGCAUGGGAGGUCUUUCCAUCUUCUGAGAUCUUCUUCAAUUUCUUUUAUCAGAGACUUGAAGUUUUUGUCAUUCAAAUCUUUCACUUGCUGGUUAGAUUUACACCGAGUUAUUUUAUGUUACUUGUGACUAUUAUGAAGGAUGUCCAUCCCUAAUUUCCUUCUCAGCCUCUUUAUCCUUUGAGUAGAGGAAGGCUACUGAUUUGUUUGAGCUAAUUUUAUAUCCAGCCCCAUUGCUGAAGUUGUUUAUCAGGUUUAGUAGUACCCAAAGAGUACACAGGGAGAGACCCAAUGCUCCAGUGCAUAUGUAGCAGAGGAUGGCUUUAUGGGCACCAGUGGGAGGAGAAGCCCUUGUUCCUGCCAAGGCUCAACCCCCCAGUGUAGGGGAAUUUUAGAGGGGAGGAGGUAAGGGGUGGUGGACGUGGAGGGGAACACCCUUAUAGAAGAAUGGGAGGGGGAUGGGAUGAGGGCUUAUGGCCUGGAAACCAGCAAAGGGAAUAACAUUUGAAAUGUACAUUAAACUAUCCAAUAAAAGAAAGUAGUGAUGUGUAUUUGCUAGUUUAGCAUGUUGUAAAACAAAGACUAUUAAGUUCUGUAAGUAGGAAAAUAGGAAAAACCUUUAUAGAGAGAUUUAUAACAUUCUAACCCAUUUUUAAUGGUAGAGAAAAAGAUACUCGUUAAGAUUCAUAAAAUUUUUUAUCUUAAGAGCAUCAAUGGCUAAUAUAAGCCACACAGAAGAUGUAGGUAUUCACCAUGGUUAAAAAUAUAAAAUAAGUAUUUCACAGAUUGAUGCAUAAUGAACAUUAAAUUGAGAUUUAAGCAUAAGCACCUGUAUUCCAGUGAUCUCUUAUCUGGUAGCAUUCUUUUUCUUACAAUUUCCUUGUUAUUAUACUUUGACAAGUUACAGUCUUCUAAAUGUCUGAAGGAAGUGCAGAGUGGCAUUGUGUACAAACAGUGCAUCAUCGAAUCAAGUCAGUUAAUAUACCCGUUGCCUUAAAUAUCUAACUUUCUGCGUAUGUGGCUAGAACAUUUGAAACUUAUUAAUAAUUUUGAAAUAUAGAACACUUUGUUAUCUAUAUUUGCACAGUGGAAUACAAUACUAAAAACAAAUUCCUCCUUCAGAUUUGAUAACCUGGUAAAGGAUUGCUUCUUGUUCUGGGAAAUGUUAUUUCAGCUUCAUUGUCGGCCAAAUAUGCUUCCCUUUGUUGUUGUUGUUUUAUUCUUCUGUUGGUUUUUUGUUUGUUUCCCUUCAAAUGCAGAUAGAAAAUUAGAUUGAAAGAAAUACAUUUUUUUUCAUUUUUGGGGGGAAAAUUUUCAUAGAAUGAUGCUAUAGUUUGAAGAAUGACCCAGUAAGCCAGGCAAUAGUGAUACACACUUUAAUCCCAGCACUCUGGAGGCAAAGGUAGGUGGAUUUUUGUGGGUGUGAGGCCAGCCUGGUCUACAGAGCAAGUUCCAUGACAGCCAAGGAUACACAGAGAGACCUUACUUCAAAAAAACAAAAAUAGACACAGAUGUACAAACACUAGCUAGUAGCAACUUUUGGGGAGAUUUAGGAGUAUGGCCCUGCUAGAGAAAGCAUGUCACUAGAGCAGGCUUUUGGAGUAUAUAUAGUCUCACCCCAUGCCCGACUUACUGUUUUUCGAGCCUGGUGCUUGCUGCUAAGCCUCUCUACCAUGGCAACCACAAGCCAAAAUAGUAAACUGUUUCUUUCUGAUGUUUGGCCAGAGGUUUUAUCACAACAACAGAAAAGUAAAUAAUUCAGGUGACUGUAUACAAAACAUUUAACUUAUUAAAGCAUCCAUGUUAGGUUGUGCCCAGUAUUUUUAAGGCGAGCUACAGAAAAGGAGAUGAGACUGACUGUGAGGGGCGUUCAGGGAGAACAGAGUUCCAGGCACAGUAGCCGCGCAUGGAGCUACCUCAUGCUCUGUUUAGAAUUUUUGUUCUCAGUGCGGUAUUAUUUAUAGUUCCAUACAUUGAUUGAUCGGACACAGUAUACCUGAUUAUAAUAAUUCUUAAAUUCUUGUUAGGAAAAUACUGCUUUUGAGUAACGUGAACGCGUUAAUCUUUAUAAACUUAAUUUUAUGUUUUGUAUUUAUUUGCCCUGCUGAGUAUCCCUUCUUGCAAACAGAAACCAGUCUUCUAAGUGCAUUUACCAAUGCUGGGCCAGCCCGAGUUCGCAUGUGCUAAUUCUAAAGUCAGAGCCAGCUUCCUGCCUAGGGCAGCAUGGAGCGGUACUCUUCAUUCAUUCCUAAAAUUCCAGGCUUCAUUCAAAUUAUUACUUGUUUAUCUUUAAUGUGAGUUUUAUACUUUUAGUUACCUGGCUCUUUAACUCAGUGGAGCAAAAGCAGUAACUUUGCAGUGGAUAGAUAAGCAGACGUGAUUGGACAGAUGUUGAGAACUUUUGGACGUGAGAGAAAUGACCAUCACUAGCGACCAGAUUUUAAUCAUGUAGAACAUUAGGAAUCUAAACAAUGGGCAUGAAAAUGCUUAUGCAGCAGGUACAAAUGAUCAGUGAGCAGAGACAAGCAACCAAGUCCACUGAGAAUCAAUUCCAGGACUCCUCAAAUGCAAAAUCUACAGGUGUGGAAGUCCUUUGUCUGACGUUCUCUACUGUUUGCCUAUAACCUCUGCUCGUCCUCCUGAGGAGUGCAAAUUGAAACAGAGUUUGCACCUAGAAUUGGAAUGCCAAAUACAAUUUAAAUUGUAAGGUGUUAAACGCCGUUAUUUUAUUUAUGGAAAAAUGGUAAGAAAGGGUCUAUACAUACUCACCGGUAUGAAGCUUUUCUUUCCAGACAUUUUAUAUAUGGUUAAUUGGAUCUAUAUUUACAUGUACAUAGUUGAGUUUCAGUUACUCUACCAAAUACUGAUUUAAAAAAUUGUUUCAUCCUUUAAAUAAAAGUGAUCAGUUAGCUAAGGCUUGUUUUGAUCUCCCUCAGUGACUGGCAAGUUUCUCUUCAACAAGUAAGGGUGGAAGGAGGUGUGCCAUAUUCUCUCAUCCAUUCAUUUAGCACUUGCUUUGUGGGUGACAUUGUGCUAGACACGUGCCACUCCUUACUUGACUGAUACAAGGUAACUAAGUUUGCCCUUGAGUAUUUACAGUUUGGCUUGGUUUCACUUCAAGCACAAGUCGUUGAUGACAAAAUUUAAUCUUGUUUGCAUAGUUCUUAGCACAGUAUAGAUUACAAUGUAAAACUUUAAAAUUAGUAUCUUCAUAUCAACAGCUUCAUAAUUUCUGUGAUAAACUUAUACUUCAUUUUUGUUUGAAAAAAAUAUCACCUUGUAAAAAGAGAGACCUCCAAAGUCCAAGUUAUCUGAGGAUGACCCUUGAAGAUAUGUUAAGAGCACCAGCAGUAACCUGAAAUCAUCUCCUGGGAGGUGGUAGCUUUCUGAUGGAGCAGGAUAUUACUGAAGGUCAUCUGGAUGGCCCCAGACUCUCCUACUAAGUUGUGUCCUGUUGGCAUGCAACCUGGCUUCAUCCUGGCCUAGUCCCUGUGAACAGUUAUCCCUGUAAACCUGGGAGCAGUUUCUAUCAGUGUGCUCCUGGAUGCAGCCUCAGGUGAAGCAGUCAUCUUUGUGAUCUCAAGGUGUGCUCAAAUGUUUCUUUUAAAUUCAAUGUCAGUCUGUCUAGGCUGCUAUGAUUAAGACCAUAAUGUACACGGCUCCAACAGCAGAAAUUUAUUCCUCAGAAGUCUGUGGAACUAAACUCACGAUGGCAGUAGAUUGUCUCCUUUGAGGGCCCACUUCCUGGUUCCUAGAUGGGCAGUUUGCUAGGUCCUCACAGUAAACAAAAGAACUCAGUUCUCCUCAUCUCCUUCCAAGGAGAUCCACAGGUCUCUUCCAUCUCUGGCUGCUAGCCUUCUGCAGUCCACGCCAACUAAUGUGGUCGCACUGAUGAGUAGGUUUCAACCUGGAAGUGUUAGGGGGUCACAUUCAGACCACAGCAAUAAAGAAGCGAAUCUGUUCCUUGGGAAGAUUGGUUAAUAAAGAACGCACCCCAGCUAUUCAUCUCGAAUGUCAUUUCGCAGGAUUUCGUAGCUGUAAUAGCUUUAGGCUCUCAUCUUAGCUGAAAUGUUAGAAAGCAGACAGGGAGCACAAGUCACUUUCCGUUUCACCUCCUAUUUAAGAAGCCUGUGCCCUUCUACAGUCCAUGUCACUUUAUUGGAGAUUCUGUGCUUGAGAGUAUCUCUAGGUGCCCAGCCAUUAGUGUCAUCUCAUACUUAAUAGUAAGUCUGCGCUGGUCUGACCUCUGGGUCUUUAAUGAGCAUAGCCUGUCACUUCAGAAGAGAAAAGCAUACUAAUAACUCAAAGGCUAGUAUUUGUACCAAGAGCCUGUGCCUUUCUAGCAUAUGACUAUGGUGUGGAGCAGACAUAGACAUCCUGAUUGUCUGUCUGUAGGGAGGGAUUUUAUUAAUCCAAGAGACUUGUCCCUAGAAUCUAUACUAGCUGUUACUUAAGCAUCAAAUGGAUUUAUACUGAACAACUAUUUAUAAUGAUAAAGAUGCAAAAACCAAUUUAUAUAUUUUCAUGACAAUCAAGAUUUCCUUUAUAUACUGUUGUUUAUAUAAAAUGCAGCUAACAUUCUAAACAGUGUUCACCACUGUCAUGGCCUCCAGCACCACAGGCAGCCUCACACCGGCUUCAGAAACUCUGGCCUUUUCAAGGUCAUCCCAAUGAUUCAGGACUUUUCCCACUGUCCCAAAACCAAAACAGGCAUUUUUCUUCUUACUUACCAAAACAGGUUGCGUAGUUUAGAUAUAGAACAGCCUCCUCCCCAUCCCACCAAUGCGACUCAACAGAUGUCCUAAGCCACAGAUAUCCAAACCUACAGUCUAGGUUUCACCUAUAAAUAAAUGGCUGUGAUAAAUCUAGUUUGUAAGUCAGGCACGGUAAGAGUUCAACAACGGUGCCAAGUGGGGUAAUUAGGACAAUAUAGCAUGCCAAAUUAUCUAAAGAUAGUGAGUUGUUUAUUCCUGUAAUAUUUUCUACUUACUAUUUCUAUCCUUCAUUCUAAUGGGGGUGCUCCUGUAUUUGCUGACAAGGGUUGGAAGAGAAAAACAAAGCAGUGGUUUCGUGUACUAUGUCUGGUAUGUUGAACUAGCCGUAUAACUGAAGGACAGUCUAGACGUUUCGUGUGUGUUCCUUCAGUUCACAGUCAUAGGAGAUGAGUACCGUUUCCGUCUUGUUAGACGUGAGCAGUUGAGUCACUGCUGAAGUAAUAGAAUGUGACCUGGAAGGUGAAAUAAGCCAUUCCCUCCACAGGUUGCCUUUGGCAAUGCUGUCUCAUAGCAUAUAGAAAUCCUGACUAGGACAGCUUUGUUUUAAUUUGUAAAAGAAUCCAUAUAUAUUGUUGAGUAAUCUACGUGGUUCAAAAAUAUAUGACUUAACUUGAUUAAUACUGUGUUCUAAAUAUUUCAUAGCCCAUUGGGGUACCCAACCCUGUCUCGUUCCUCACAGAUGACUUUCCUGGCCCAUUUUCCCUUUUCUUUAGAAAUUCUAAAGAAAAGAAUUUCCUUGGGGUUGGGGAUUUAGCUCAGUGGCCCUGUGUUCGGUCCCAAGCUCCGAAAAAAAGAAAAGAAAAAAAAAAAAAAAGAAUUUCCUUUGUGUGCACUUUUGCCUAGUAAACAUGACUACUCAUACACUGCUUUUGUAAACAGUAAAUUCUGUGCACGAGGACACAGCUGUGGCCACAGAGACUAGAACUACAGGCAGAGUCCUGGGAUCCUCUUGCAGGCUGCUCACCUCUCACCCUCAUUUUCCAUGCUCAUAAAUAUCACUAGUGUUGCAACGUACCUUGAGAGAUGCUUUUUACCAGUAUGCCUUUCAACAGAGAAAACUUGAUUCCCAACAAAAGUAGGAUAAAGUGAGGGAAAACAAAACAAAACAACAGUCAGAAAGGCCCAGGUUAGAAUCCUAGCUCAGCCACUUGGCAGUGUUUUGAAUUUGGUCAGUUCAUUUUUAUUUAACAGAAACAUAAACUCUGCACUAUAUACUGUGUUAUACUCCGGAAAUUCAGAGAAAAGAGACCAACCAAGCUAUACAAAGAAAGGGACAGGGACACUAAGCAUGAGUGGCAUAUCUCCAUAUGGCCACUUCUCCCCAUCUGUGUUGUUGUACCUUUCAUUGUUUGUCAACUCAUCACAAACAAGGGGCCACCUGGGAAGAGAGGAUUUCAACUGAGGGAGUGGUUCCAUCAGAAUGAUUGAUGUGAACAGAACCAGCCCUGGGCGUGCGGUCCUGUCUGAGGUAAAGAACGGGCUGAGCAAGCCCUAGGCAGCGAGCCAGUAAGCAGCAUUCCUCUGCUUCAUCUUUCUUCCUCUCAGACACUGAAAUUUAGUUGUCAUGAUAGUAAACCAGAGAUUUCCAAUGCAACUAAAUCGCUUUAUUUAUUUUUAUCCAGAGUAUCUCUUCAGGUUUAUCAUUCUCAAGACCAGAGGCAGAAAGACAGAACAAACUAUAAAGUAUUAGGAACCACUCUUACCCUGAAACACUCUCAAACAUCUCCAUACUGGGAGACCCAUGGCACUAAGGAUCUGCUGCCAGGAGGCAGGCCUGUGUGCCCAUCAGUCCUAAGGAAACACAGCUGAGAAAAUCAGAAAGUAAUCUCUCAAACCCUCCCGGGAUGGCUAAAAGUUAAGAGCCUCCUUGCCCGUUUUAUUUUAUAGCACUUUAGUGCAGUUGUGUUCAGAAUUCGUUAAGCGGUUUGUUGGAGGGGGUGAGGAAUCAGUAACAGGUAAGCCAAUUAGAAAUUUUAAGUGAAAUGGUUUGCCUUAAGUCUGAUAAAGCAGAAGGCACCCUGCGUAAGAGAGCUGGUAACGUUUGGUAUGAUACUUUCUGGAGAGUGGAAAACAGAGCAAAGAGGGCUUAAUUCAAAUGCAGCCCCCAGCAAGAUGAUGUGAAAGUCAAUCUGUAAGGACAGAUCAGAGAAUAGUGGAAAGGGGAAAGUGGAGAAGUGCCCAGAUCUGUUGCGUGUGUAAGCUCAGAGCCAGGGAAUAAAAGGGUGGCCCCUGAGAGGAGGUAAGAUGUCACCUCUCAAUGCUCAGUUUCUUCUUUCUGACCAGGAGCGUCAGUCAUGGAGACAGCCUCCCAUGUCUGAAGUACAGCAAAGGCAGAGCAAGUCUUGGAUGAAUUAUUGAGCAUCCCACCAUCUUAGGAUCUCAGUUUCUCUAUGUAUAAAAUGCAGUGUUCCUGCCUCAUACACUUCAUAGUAGGACUUGCUAUGUCAAUGUCCUUGUGAUAGUUCUGAUUCACAAGAAGCACCCUGUACCAAGGGUUGUUCUUGUAAUGGUUGCAUAACAAGUAACUCACGGAUAUGCAUAUUAUUAACUAUAACAUGUAUUUAUAACUAGAAGGCAGUUUUUGCAGGUUUUUUCUUAAUUAGUCUGCAUUAAGCUUAAUAGACUUAGGUUCUCUGAUAACCUCAUUUUGAAACCUGAAAGAUUAAAUGUACUUUAUAUAUUUAAAGCUUAGAAAAUGUAAAAUCUCCUUAAACAUUGAUACCAAGAGGUAUUUGCCCUCAUGAAUAAUUGUGUAAUGCUAUACAUAAGCUUUGCUUGUGGAUAGAUUCUGGGGUGCACAUGCCAUUAGCUUUUAGUUUCGAAAGUAUUUCCCAUUCGCCAUUACUGUUUUACUGAUAAUAACCCGAAGUGCAUAGUCCCAAAGGAUUUAGUUCGUUGUGUUGCUCUCCCCCUUUCUACUGUAAGCAUGGCUGUGUGAGGUAGCUUUGUACGUGUGGUCCACACGUGCAUUCUGUCCUGAAAGUACCCAACGCCAUAGUGAUCAGGAUACUCAGCUUCCGCAGGCCUCAAAAGCCAGAAAGCCAUGGCCUGUCUUGCUUGUCUUAAACCUGGUUCACACUGUGGUAGCAAAAUUCUUUGCUACUUCAGUUUAGAGAUUAUCUUCCCACUGUAUAUGACCGUCAUCAAUGUUAUCAAUUUUCUCAUUAUUUGGUGUCUUUCAUUACCCCCAGUAGCCUGCAUUCAACAAAAACCAUAGAAGGUCCAUCGAACCAGAGUCCCUGGAUUCCAGAUAUUUCUGCUCAGUAACUUUGACUCACUGGCCCCAGCUCUGCUCCCUUGCUGUCAGUCUCCCCUACUGAACCAUGACUUAUUUGGAAUGGAAUCCAGUUCUGUUCUGAGUCUCUUUUGCCUCAUUGCAGUAGGUCCUGAAUAAAACCUGUUUUUUCGGGGUGGGAGGGGCAGACAGAAAAGCUCUAGUUUCCAGAUACCCUGACCCCCAAGAAGGAAGCCAGCCAAAUUCCAGAGCACACAAGACCUUUCCGUCAGAAACCUGUUCAUCUAUUUGCUCUGCGAAAGAAGAGAUCAGUUACUGGUCUGGUACUUAUUGGAUUCGUGCUCUGCCUGCAGUUGAGCACAAAGACCUGAAGGAGACUCCCACAGCCUUCAGGGAGAAGAAAGGAGGCAGCCAAGGCUAUUAAAAGGAACUUGUGGCUUGUGGCCUUUUUGUGUAGGAGCAGUCUGGAAGGGGAGAAAAGUGCACCGAAGCCACAGUGGCGGUUAAUGAGCUGUGAGAUGAGGCGCAGCCGCGACUGACACUGCUUCCAGGAUCCUUCAUCUGCCCUUUGUGCUUCGUGUACAUGUGUCUGUUCAGGCCGGCCAGAGGCGCCCAGAAGAGCAUCCACCACGGCUGCCGGGGAAAGACCGCCCACCAUGCCCACGGAGACGCUACAGACAGGUAGCAUGGUGAAGCCUGUCAGCCCCGCGGGCACCUUCACGUCGGCGGUGCCCCUGCGCAUCCUGAACAAAGGACCCGACUACUUCCGCAGGCAGGCUGAGCCCAACCCCAAGAGACUCAGUGCGGUAGAGAGACUAGAGGCUGACAAGGCCAAAUAUGUCAAGAGCCAGGAAGUGAUCAAUGCUAAACAGGAGCCAGUGAAGCCGGCCGUGUUGGCCAAGCCCCCUGUGUGCCCAGGAGCCAAACGAGUACUGGGCAGCCCCACUCUCAAGGUGUUCGGCAACCAUGCCAAGACCGAGAGCGGCGUGCAACGCGAGACCCUCAAGCUUGAGAUCCUCAAGAACAUCAUCAACAGCUCAGAGGGCUCCAGCUCUGGCUCUGGCCACAAGCAUAGCUCCCGAAACUGGCCGCCUCACAGGGACACCACUGAGCUGCACCGGCAUUCCUUCGCAGAGUCGCUGAAGGUGUACCCUACACCUGGCCGUGGCAGCCCGCAGGAGAGCAGCUCCCACGUGAGCAGGAGGCUGCUGGAGCAGUCUGCGGAGUCCUUCCUGCAUGUCUCACACAGCUCCUCAGACAUCCGCAAAGUGACCAGUGUGAAGCCCCUUAAAGCCAUCCCCUGCAGCAGUUCUGCCCCUCCCCUGCCUCCCAAGCCCAAGGUGGCUGCUAUGAAGUCCCCUGAUGCUGACCAGGUGGAACCAGCCUGUGGGGUCAGCCGGAGACCUUCCCUUCAGCGGUCCAAGUCAGACUUGAGUGACAGGUAUUUCCGAGUAGAUGCAGACGUGGAGAGGUUCUUCAACUACUGUGGACUUGACCCAGAAGAGCUGGAAAACCUUGGCAUGGAGAACUUUGCCAGGGCUAAUUCUGACAUCAUAUCUCUCAACUUCCGCAGUGCAAGCAUGAUCAGCUCAGACUGUGAACAGUCUCAGGACAGUAACAGUGACCUUAGAAAUGACGACAGUGCCAAUGACCGGGUGCCAUACGGCAUUUCUGCCAUCGAGAGAAAUGCUAGAAUCAUCAAGUGGCUGUAUAGCAUCAAACAAGCUAGAGAGUCACAGAAGGUGUCCCACGUGUAAGAGGCGCAGUGGUGAAAAGGAGGGGGGGUGGGUCUGUCUGUGCAUACACCGUUGUGAAGGUUGUGAGGUCUCCUUGAAGUGUCGUGAGCUUCUCCACUUUGUGUUGCUUGUUGUGCAAUGUUCUCAAGUUGCAUGCCUGUCAACAUGGCAACUGGCCUGGCUUCCUUCUCACACCUCGCAGGGCCUUGCUGAACACUCAUCUGCCAAAAGUUCCCGGCCAGAAUCUGAUUAGGGCUUUGCUCUUAAGCAAAACUGUUUACAGAAAGAAAAGAAAAGAAAAAAAAAAAAAAACGGUUUCGAUUUCUUCAAUAUUUAUGUGUUUUUUGUGUUUUUAUACCCUGCGCUAUUGUGUCUUAAUUAAAAGUUUUAUCAACUGGCUUUUAAGUUGAGAGCAGAAUCUUUUUGAAACAAAAAAGCCACUUUGCCUACAUGGGAGACCAUAACACUGGGGAAAUAUAUGGGACUUGCCACCAAAUACAGAAUGACAGCCAGGCUGGAGUUCAUUUAUGUGAAAUCAAGUGGUGGGCCUUGACCUUGUGCUUCACAUGUUGGCAUUUUCUUGCCACUUUGUGAAGCACUGUGGGGCAACAGUACAGUCCUCGGUCCAAUUAAGUGUAUAUGUUGGUAUUUUUGUAGAACUGACCCCAGGAAAGACAAUCAGACAAAACCCAGGAUAGGAGGUUCUAUAUUGAUUGGGAGGGGAGGGAAGGGAGACAGUUGAUGCUGUUCAAAGUGGGAUAAUUCAUAAAUAUCUAGUAUUAACCUUACAGAAGUGCCAUUCGACAGCUGAUUAAAGCUGAUACAGAAUGCUAUCUUUAAAACAUUAUUUCGUUGGAUUUUAUUUGUUUUGUGCUUUUGGCCAAGAAUUAACUCAUGUUGUUUCUCUCCCUUGCUCCCUUGGUAGUUGUUCUGUUCAGGGCGGAUGGGUUGGUCUUCUGCAGGUUUGCACUCUGAAGGGAGGUGAGAAUACCAUCCGUGUCAGUAUAGUCUCCAUUCCACAGUAUCCACGUGCUGGCCGCUUCACACCUCAGCAGUGUGACUCUGUUACCUCGCUUAUACUCCUCUCUAAAGCCGUGGGUAUUUGUUAGAGCUCUAGAAAACUGUAGAAACAAUAUAGCUUUCCACUCUGUUGUCUCUUGUUGCCUCUUCCCACAAUAGCCUGCCCUCCCUCGGGGUCAUUUCAGGAGCUGUGAGCCAGCUGCCAGCGUUGGCAAUGGACGAGGAGGACACGGGUGGGCUGCUCCACUGCCUCACAACCCACAGGUUCGCAGCAGAAGCACCUCGGUCCUCAUCAGCUACUAGGAGCCUUGAAACGGUGUGAAUGCUGUAAGAUUCUGUACAUACUUGAGUUGUUCUGGAAUCUAAGAAGAAAGUUAUGCUAAUAAAUAGCUCUGGUGUAGGCUUUA